UGGUGAAGACAGCACGGCAAUUUGUGGGCAACAGAACAAAGCGAGCGCCACUCGUCAGCAGAGAACCACCUGCCUGAUUUCAACUGGCCCAGAGAAUGCCACAGCAGUCAGCAGAAUUGCAGCAUCUGGUAGUCAUACGCUAGUACGAUAUAAUUUAGCUUGUUAACCCCCGGCACUUCCACGAGUGCUUACACGAGCAACAAGCUCUUACCAGUAGGAUAUGUAUUUGAGUGUGAGAGGAGCAUGAAAAAUGCAGCGAUAUCGUCAGAUAAAUGUUUUUUUUUUUGUUGUUGUUUUGUGUGAGGAUUAGUUAGGGUAGAUUAUUCUGUGGAAAGAUAGCAAGGCUUAUCGGGGCGCCUCUGCUAGCAUUCGAAAAUUUUCACAGUCGCGUCAAGCUAGUGGCGCACUCAAAUGUCUCGUUUUUUCCAGCUGUGCGAUAUUACUUUAACCGAAAUCCUGAAGUGACAAAAGCUUUAUUAGUGUUCUUUCUUGGCAUUGAGUGCGCAUGCGCGGCGAUUUGACACUGCGCAUACCUGAAUACACGCCAGUUACACGGCAUCGAAACAUCGGGCAUGGCUGAUGAAAGAAGCUACGAAUACACGCCUCCUGAGUUUAGUAUGACGGACGAGACAACUGCAAGCACAAGCUGUGACGGUACUCCGGGCGCUUCAUCUGCUUUGGACGCCUACACCACCAUUCCUGAUGACGCCUGGAAGUACCCUUGGAACACACAGCCCAUGCCGAUAACCGACGGGACUUACAGCGUCGAAGGUGACGCUGAAAAUGGCAUGACGAGUUACCAGGAACUGGGGUGCGUCAGCAGCAUCGAAAACGCAAGGCCAAGCACAAUUCGAGCUGGCAUGGAUGCAGCAUCAGCCAAUUUUGAAGACGGCGCCACAAUUCCUGAGACCACCUUCGUUGACCCACCGAGGAGGCAGUACCACCCGGCUCAUAGCAAAUCCACCGUCUGCGGACAACCAGACAAGCCAGAAAGCGGAAGCUCCGGUUACACGAUUCCGGUCAACAGCAGUGGCGGCGACGAAGCAGUGGCUAGUGAAAGCUACGUUGGCAUGGAAGAAGCAUCGGGAAUUUCGCGAAGCGACCCUAGGAACUCCACUGCAACAGGAGGAAGGAAACAGCGAGAGUUGUGCGGUAUCUGCGGCAAUGCUUCGAGCAGACGGGGCGCCUCACAGGGGCACGCUAACGAACACAUGGUCGACACAGCCCACUUCUGCAAAGCAUGUGAUCAGUCGUCUGUGAAGGUGUCUAAGUCUGUAGAUCAUGGCCACAACCCUACUACCAGAAAACACAAAUGCCUAACCUGUGAUAAACUGUUCCACCGGGCUGGUCAUCUAGUUGAACAUUACCGCACACACACAGACGAGAGACCCUACAAAUGCGAAACAUGUGAUAAAGCGUUCCGACGGGCUACUCAUCUAGAUAGCCACAAGCUCACGCACACAGGUGAGAAAGUGUACAUUUGUAAAACAUGCGGUAAAUCAUUCACGCGGGUGGCGAAUCUCCUAAAACAUGAGCAGGCUCACGAAGAGGAGAAACGUUGCGUAUGCCAAAAAUGUGCUAAGUCAUUCAAAAAUGAAUAUGAUCUCGAGAGACAUGUAGACUCUGAAUGUGGAAACGACGCUUUCGUAGGAGAAAUCUUUGAUCGAUCCUUUCAGAAGAAUUAAAAUAUCUGUCGUCACCGCCGAACAAAGCACGUGGAUCAAACACCAUAUAAGUGUAAGCAGUGCGGAUGUCGUUUUGCAGACAAAGAAACACGCGAUAGGCACGUGUGCCAGAAAGAAUGCAAGAUGUGAACAAUGCUGUCUGGUUUUCUGAAAUUACGUGGCAAGAGGUCGUCGCCAGGGUGUCUCAAUGUCGAAAAAUAAUGCCGGUGCUGGCCAGCGCUCACUGUUCCAUCAACUGCGUUGUUGGUGAACGUUUUUAUCAGUGAUUUGAAGACAAACCCUAAUGGGCUGCAUGUUUUUGUUUUCUGUAACUAGAUGGGUUAAAUGUCCACAAAAGAUCUUAGACUCCACAUUCAGUUAGGGAAACUAUUGUGCAGGUGCUUUGACAGUGUACCAGCAAACAAGCUUUUUUAAACCAUAUUCCUAGUUAUUUUAGUAAACAGAAUGGAAUAUCUCUUAUUAGGAAGCAUUUGAGAAAGGAGGUACUGUGCUCUUGUCAAUCAAAAGUAAUUUCUGCCAUUAUUCGAGGUCGAAAGGCCAAGUUACCUUCGAGAGGCAGCACAUGUAGAUGCUUUUACGAGAAGGUACAGCAAAAUUGUGCGCGUAUGAAAAUUAUUCCCUCGAAAUUUUGUUCUUUCUUUGGUGCGUGUAUUCAUACCGCAAAUGUUUAUUCUAUACCAUAAACUAAGCUGAUGAUGGCAGUCACACUGUAUUAGAUUCAAAUUAUUUAGGUGUUCACAAUAUGAUACGGUUUCCCACUAGAAAAUUUUAAUUAGUCAUGUUCUGUUGUGGAGGAAUCUUUGAAGUUUAAGCGGCUGUUUCUUAUCCACUCGGAAGACGUCUGUUUUGACUCGCACUGCUGUCUGAUUGCAGCCGUGGAUUCUUUUUUAGUCUGAUGUGACAAAGCUCUCUGUACAGUACAAAUGAAGGUUCGACAAGUGUGUUUUCACAUACGUUUACACGCUAUCUUGAAUAUAUUUUUUAUCUGAACGCGUUUCACCGGCAAAUCACCGGUGUAUCAGAACAUUGUCCAUCUUUCUCACCGAUUAUACAUUUUUUCAAUGCUGCAGUCAAAUCUUUUGUAGUCAAAUUGCAUGCGCAAUGCGAAUAAAAUUGUGCAUCCUUAAAGGCAUGCAAGAACCAA
Dermacentor andersoni is the source of this 2829-nucleotide messenger RNA. RefSeq lists its product as uncharacterized. Lineage: Eukaryota; Metazoa; Arthropoda; Arachnida; Ixodida; Ixodidae. Gene Ontology annotation, biological process: regulation of transcription by RNA polymerase II. The record is from RefSeq and is a predicted model, not a curated record. Gene Ontology annotation, molecular function: RNA polymerase II cis-regulatory region sequence-specific DNA binding; DNA-binding transcription factor activity, RNA polymerase II-specific.